Cryptotermes secundus is the source of this 1563-nucleotide messenger RNA. RefSeq names its product ski oncogene (gene Snoo). Gene Ontology annotation, biological process: negative regulation of BMP signaling pathway. Gene Ontology annotation, cellular component: nucleus. The record is from RefSeq and is a predicted model, not a curated record. NCBI's taxonomy places the organism in Eukaryota, Metazoa, Arthropoda, Insecta, Blattodea, Kalotermitidae. The transcript has a single exon. Gene Ontology annotation, molecular function: SMAD binding; DNA-binding transcription factor activity, RNA polymerase II-specific; RNA polymerase II cis-regulatory region sequence-specific DNA binding. Bases 219 to 1208 code for a protein of 329 amino acids.
UUAUCAUGGACCUAGUAGGCAGUAGGCGAACUAGCCGCACGGAAUCGGCAGACAUGUUUGGGGAAACGUCUGGGUUGGUCGUCGAGUGAGAGGUAUGAUGUGUGUGGUGGACUGGGUGCGCAGCGCUCGGUCCCCUUGUAUUAGCGAUAAUUUUUGUGAAGGAGAGAAAAGGAGCAUUGUCUUCUCCGUGUACAUAAAGAAGUGAGUUACUGCCAAAGAUGAUGGAAACGGUGGUAGGAGUGUCCAAACAACAGCCGUAUAGUCCGCAUCUCAAGAAAGUACUGAAGACGUACCAGUUGAGUGCGGUGAAGAGCCUUCAGGGGCCUAGUACUUUGCUUGGCACGGCGGCUGUGCACGGUAUGGACAAAGGGGUUGCGGUUACAGCAGUGGGGACCUCUGCCAUGACAACUACGGUGACAGUGGUUCCGAAGAAGGAACCGGCGCCACCCUCAGCCUCCGAUUGUGGUGAUGUGUUCAUGACCCCACCGCCCUUUCCGAUCCAGCAGCUUCCGAUCCUGACGACUCCAGAUCAGUCCCACAGUGAGCUUUCUGAAACUGUCCUCGAGGGUGAAACCAUUUCGUGCUUUGAGGUGGGCGGCGAGAAACGACUCUGCCUGCCACAAGUCUUCAACAGUGUGCUGCGGGAAUUUAGUCUCUUCCAGAUACGUCAAGUGUGUGAGGAGUUUCGGAUUUUCUUCUCUGAAUGCAAUAAAGAGCAGCUCAUAGUGCUCAAAAUGACAGGUAUCCUUCCAAAGACUGCCCAUUCGUGUGGGCUCAUCACAAAGACAGACGCGGAAAGACUGUCCAUCGCUAUGCUGCACCGAAGUGCAGUGAAUAAGGCAACAGUAUGCCACGAAGGGGCCCUGUCCGUCAAAGUGUACCACGAGUGUUUCGGAAAGUGUAAAGGCAUAUGUACGCCGGAGUUAUACACUGACAGUAAUGCACAAUGUAUCGAAUGUGUGGAGUGCCACGGUAUGUUCUCACCUCAGAAGUUUGUGUGCCAUGCUCAUCAUUUUCGGGAAAAGCGCACCUGCCACUGGGGGUUCGAUCCCAGCAACUGGCGUUCUUAUCUUCUGAUUGCUGAGGAUCAGGAAGAGCAUGAACAUUUAGCCAAGGUGCUGGAGAAGUUCAAGGAACAGCACGACAACACUGUCAACACGUUGCAACACAAUAAGCGGAAACAGGUACAUCUUAAUGCUGCAAUAUAACAAUUUAAAUGCAAUUUGUUGAUGUAUUCAGUUCAUUUUGAUGCAGAAUCUGAUUCAGGCGGAAAUUAAAUACGGAUAUUAGAAUUAAGGAUGGGAAACGUAAAUGCAGAUGAUUUUAUUACUGUAUUUCAAGCCAGUGGACACUGAAGAAAAAAAAAUAAUUACGGGUAUUAAGAAUUAAACCAGGGUUGCAAUAACUACAAGUGAAUAACUUCGGUAAUUUUUGUUUUCGAUUUUAUUACUUGAUGAAAAUGAUGGAGGCUGUAGAUAAAAUAAAUGUGGAUACUGGGAAUGUUACUAAGGUUUCAGGCUUGAAAUACAAGUGAUUAAAUAAGUUAUUCUUUCACCAGUUUCU